Messenger RNA from Branchiostoma floridae (Florida lancelet), 1786 nucleotides. RefSeq names its product leucine-rich repeat-containing protein 57-like. Lineage: Eukaryota; Metazoa; Chordata; Leptocardii; Amphioxiformes; Branchiostomatidae. The record is from RefSeq and is a predicted model, not a curated record. Gene Ontology annotation, molecular function: protein binding.
AGCAGCUUGAGACUCCAUUAAGAUGGGGAACGCCGUGAACAAGCACAUCCAGACUGCCGAGAAGACUGGGGUCUGUGGACUAGUCGGCAUGAGACUUGAUGAGAAACUCUUCCAGAAGAGUUCUUCCACCUGAAAAAGUUGGAGACGCUUUCGCUAGAAAACAACAGAAUCCAGAGACUUCCGACAUCAGUGGAGAAACUGAUCAACCUGAAAUCACUAUCCCUGGCAGGGAACAAAGUGGACAGCUUUCCGCUCGCACUGUGUAAGCUCAGACACCUGGAUGCACUGGACCUCUCCCGAAAUUCCCUGACUGAAAUUCCUGAUGGGGUCGGUGACCUACAGGUCAUUGAACUCAAUCUCAACCAAAACCAGAUCAAUAAUCUGACAGAUGCGUUGGCCACCUGUCCACGGCUGAAGGUACUGCGAGUGGAGGAGAACUGCCUGCAGCUGUCCACCAUCUCUCCAAAGAUCCUGGGGGACUCCAAGGUGUCUGUCCUGGCCUUAGAGGGAAACCUGUUUGAAGUUAAGGACCUGAGAGAGUUGGAGGGUUAUGAGAAGUACAUGGACCGGUUCACGGCGACAAGGAAGAAAUUUGACUGAGGACAGACUUAUCUAGAAAAUGUGCGGAAUGUAGCUGUUGAUCAAACAGAGCAAGCACAGGGGAAAUAGUUCAUCUCAUAUAUCUUAGAAUGAUGGGAAGUUGUACAGGUUGAUAUGAAAAUGAGUAAUUUUAUGAUGAUAAAAUUACAUUUAAUGAGUAAGUUAUGUUUCGAUGCCAAAUUAUAUCCCAGGAAUGUAUAUGAUUUUCAGUUACCAGCCGUACAAUAUGUAUAUCUUAUCACGCCCACCCAAUAACAAUAAUAACAUAAUAUACUGGCAGAGAAAGUUUCCUGUCACUGUACAAUGAAAGUACUGAUUAAUUGGAGACUUAGAAAAGGAGAACGUAUCAGCAUCACAUCACUUUUAUCAGCUUGUAAUAGGUUAUUGACUUUGUUUUAGUAUGUCACUGACAGUCAAAACCAGUGUUGCAGGCCAGUAUGUAUAUGUACAUGCUUACCAGGUAUUCUAAAAUAGUACUGCAUUCAAACUUUUUCUAGUUAGACUUAAUACAAUCAUUAAACUAAGUGUUUUGUUCUUUUACAUAUCUAGGUGUGCAAUCAUUUUUUUCUUUGUUUUUUUUUUAUUGAUUUGAUACUAGACUACAAAAUGCAAACAUCACUUCAGAUAUAAAUUCUGCCAGCUGUGGCCAGAAGUACUAGUGUAUCAUGGAUGAAAACUGUCAAACAUAUUUGUCUAACAUAGAUGUUGAAAGUACUGUAUCAUUAAAAAUGUUAACAAUAUCUUUUUAAUGAUGAUUCUGUAUUUUGGGGUUUGUUAGCAAGUUCUUCUUUACAUUUCAAGUUCUUCUUCACAGAGGUGUGGUAGCAAGUUCUUCUUUGCAUUUAUAGUUAACGUUAGUUCACCUUUAUCCGUAGGAUAACCUAUAUCUGUUGUAUAAAAAUAGGGUAUUUGGGGAUCAUUAAGUCGAUGGAAGGUAGUUUUACAUUGCAAUAUUUUGAAAAUGUUGACAUUUGAAACCCACUUUGACCUACAUACAUACAUACAUACAUAUUCAUGUUGACCUGAAAUCUCUAAAUACCCAUUUUUUUAAACAAUGAAUCUAGGUCACCCCACGGAUUAAGGUGCACUAGUGUUAUAAAUUGUAGCUGUUCUGAUGUAUUUGCAAAAUUUUGUAUUUUUGCAAUGAUGCACCACUAUAUUAUACCAGGUUAAAAACAAUAUACUA